Messenger RNA from Ceratotherium simum simum (southern white rhinoceros), 1789 nucleotides. RefSeq names its product lipopolysaccharide-binding protein. NCBI's taxonomy places the organism in Eukaryota, Metazoa, Chordata, Mammalia, Perissodactyla, Rhinocerotidae. Gene Ontology annotation, molecular function: lipopolysaccharide binding. Gene Ontology annotation, biological process: innate immune response; lipopolysaccharide-mediated signaling pathway; defense response to Gram-negative bacterium. The record is from RefSeq and is a predicted model, not a curated record.
CAGGAUGGAAGGCUCGGCUGGGACCCUGCUCUCUCUUCUGCUGAGAUUGCUGCUCACGUCCAGCCCGGGAGCCCCGGACCACAGCCCUGGCCUGGUUGCCAGGAUCACCGACAAGGGCCUGGAGUAUGUGGCCAAGGAGGGGCUGGUGGGUCUGCAGAGAAAGCUGCACGGAAUCGCCCUGCCCGACUUCACCGGGGACUUCAGGAUCAGCCACCUCGGCCGCGUGCGCUAUGAGUUCCACAGCCUGGACAUCUCCAGCUGUGAGCUGCUGGGCUCUGCUCUGACGCCCCUCCCCGGCCAGGGCCUGAGUCUGGCCAUCUCUGACUCCUCCAUCGGGGUCCACGGCAAGUGGAAGGUGCGCAAGUCAUUCGUGAAACUGGACGGCUCCUUUGACGUGUGGGUGAAGGACAUCACCACUUCCGUCAACCUCCUCUUGGGCAGCGAGCCCUCGGGGAGGCCCACGGUCACUGUCUCCAGCUGCAGCAGCCACAUCUCUGACGUGGAGGUGGACGUAUCAGGAGAUUUGGGGUGGCUGCUGAAUCUCUUCCACAGCCAGAUUGAGUCCAGGUUCCAAGAAGUAUUAGAGAGCAAGAUUUGUGAAAAGAUCCAGAAUUCGGUGACCUCUGACCUACAGCCUUAUCUCCAAACUCUGCCAGUCACUACGGAGAUGGACAGUCUCGCCAGCAUCGAUUACAGCUUAAUGCAGGCCCCUCGGGUAACAGACCAAGUGCUGGACGUGAUGUUUAAGGGUGAAAUUUUUAACCACAAUCACCGCUCCCCAGUUCCCUUCGGUGCUCCUGUCAUGAGUCUUCCUGAGGAAUGCAACCGAAUGGUCUACUUUGCCAUCUCUGAUUAUGUCUUCAACACAGCCAGCCUAGUUUAUCAAGAGGCCGGGUACUUGAACUUCUCCAUCACGGAUGACAUGAUUCCACCUGAGUCGCCCAUCCGACUGACAACCAAGUCCUUCCGUCCCUUCAUCCCCCGGUUAGCCAAGCUGUACCCCAACAUGAACUUGGAGCUCCAGGGAGCAGUGGUCCCGGCCCCAUUCCUGAACUUCAGCCCCGGGAAUCUGUCUUUGGCCCCCCAGAUGGAGAUUGAGGCCUUUGUGGUCCUGCCCAGCUCCAUCAGGGAGCCUGUCUUCCGGCUUGGUUUGGCCACUAAUGUGUCCGCCGUGCUGACCUUCAAUACUACCAAGAUCACUGGGUUCCUGAAGCCGGGAAAGGUACACAUGGAACUAAAAGAAUCCAAAGUUGGAGUAUUCAAUGUGGAGGUGUUGGAGGCGCUGCUAAACGUCCACAUUCUCAACACUCUCUACCCCAAGGUCAACGAUAAGUUGGCAAAAGGCCUCCCCCUCCCUCUGCUAAAGCAUAUUCGGCUCUACGACCUUGUUCUCCAGAUCCACAAGGACUUCCUGUUCUUGGGCGCCAACGUCCAGUAUACGAAAGUUUGAGGGCAGGGAGGAAGGUGGGGCUUGGAGGCCACAGCUGGAUCGGCAAGUUGCACUUCCAGAUGCGCAGCAUACUCCCAGAGAUUCUGGGAGGGUGAAGACAUUUCUGUUCUCAGCUCUGGGGGCGAGGUCCAUGUGGCCUCUGCUCCCACACUCCUCCUCCUCGGCAGGGGCACCCACGCCCUCUCUGACUCCGGACUUUACCUUCCUGCCAGGAUGGAUCAUUCUCCCCCUCAGGCCUGUUAUAUCUUUAAGGGCAGGCACCGUCUUUUUUAUUCACCAUCUGAUCCCUGUGCCUAGCAGAGUGCCGGCACUUAGUAGGUCCUCAAUAAAUAUUUACUG